GACACAUCAUACAUUGACAAUUGCGAGAAGAUUUAACAUUAUCAUUUUAUAAAUAAUUCAAAGAGUAUUGCCGAAUAUAUGAAGCAAUAUAAAAUACAUUUCAAACAUUUUCUUUGUGCACACCAGGUUUAAGUUCUCUUUUCAACAUUCGUGGUUUCUAACUUGAUAACAAUAAAUAAAUAAAUCGUGAACUUUCGUGUAUAUGCGGUCGCGAAAAACAAAGAAAAUUGAAAUUGUUCAAUUUGUAAGGCAUAAAAAAAAUUAAGAAAAUUCAUUUUAAAUGUCCAGUUCUUUGGAUAUUCUCAGAAAGAGAUAACAAUUAUUUGAUUAAAGUUCUUCCAAAAUGGCUGCAAGUGAUACAUCUGAAAAACUCGAGGGCCAUCUCAAAUUGCUGAAAGAAGAAUACACGAAAUUGCAACGAAAUUAUGCGGAACUUGAAAGAAAAUAUUGCAAAGCAGCUGCAGCUCUUGGUGAGAAAGAUUUGGGGGAAUUUAGCAGCUUUGUUUCUCGCUUGAUAAUGACAGUGGCCACACUUUAUGGACGAAAAACAUAUUCCGAUGUAACGAUUCGAUUAAAUGACAAAACUAUACCAGCACACAAAUUCGUUCUAAAUGCUCGAUCCGAGGUAUGGAGCGAGGAAGAAUUGGCCGACAUAAACGUAUUGGAUUGGAGCGACCUUGAAUCAGAUAUCGGCUAUGCGCUGCUCCGUUGGCUUUAUACUGACAUAAUUGAUCUACAACACGACUCGUUAGCAUUGGGCCUAUUGCGGGCAUCCCAUCGGUUUCAAUUGCCUGGGCUGUUGGGCUUAUGCGAACGUGCUUUAGUUUCAUCGGUUGGAGUACGUUCAUGCGUUCGAUUUUAUUGUGUUGCAGAAGAGGUUGGCGCUUAUAGCCUACUCGAAUAUUGCUCCGGUUUGAUUUCAACAAAUUGGGAUGACUUAACUCCGCAGGACUUCGAGCAUAUGACCAGUCCAUUACUGUACAAAAUGCUCAAAACUAAAAGUGAUCAUCCAUUACAUGUAGCUGUCCGACUUAUGCGUGAGGAUGUGGUUUUUUUGUGUUUAGUUGAGAAUGAUGACUCG
This is a messenger RNA of Sitodiplosis mosellana (orange wheat blossom midge), 1081 nucleotides long. RefSeq names its product rabankyrin-5-like. The record is from RefSeq and is a predicted model, not a curated record. Gene Ontology annotation, molecular function: protein binding. NCBI's taxonomy places the organism in Eukaryota, Metazoa, Arthropoda, Insecta, Diptera, Cecidomyiidae.